ACUCGACAUAACUUAACAACAACGAGCAAAAUCCUCCUUUUAUUUUUAAUUUACUAAACAUAAUAGCUUGCUAAUCGUGAUGGCUCUCUCCACGGUUGUCUUCGCUGAUCCUUUCUUCUCGGAGAUGGACCGCGCCAUGAACCGCUUCAUCAACAGCGCCCUUGGCAACCCAAUGUCCGGCGCCACGGCCGGCGGCAGCUCGCGAGCCGGUGUCGCCCAGCCGUCCCUUGCCAUGGACAUCAUCGAGACGCCCACCGCCUACGAGCUACACGCCGACACCCCCGGCAUGUCGCCCGAAGACGUCAAAGUGGAGCUUCACGAGGGCGUGCUGACGGUGAGCGGCGAGCGGAAGAUCUCCCACAGCUUGAAGGACGAGGGCGGCAAGGUGUGGCGCAGCGAGCGCAGCUCCUACAGCUUCAGCCGCGCCUUCACACUUCCGGAGAACGCCAACGCCGAGGACAUCAGCGCCUCCAUCGACAAGGGCGUGCUCAGGGUGACGGUGCCCAAGAAGGAGCCGCCGGCAAAGAAGGAGCCAAAGCGAAUUGCGGUGAAGAGCGCACUGUGAUGGGCAUUGAAGGGUCGAGCGACGAACGAUGACUGAUCUAUUUAUCUAUCUGUUAGUGGCAAAAUGGCUCUGGGGUAAGUCAUCAGGAACAGCGGUAUGGGGCUUUGUGAUCUUUGUAUUUGCCCGGUGUCAUCCAGGCCGUUGCUUUCUCGUGGGUUGUUAGCCGGUAGGGAAGGGAAUGUUGGAGCUUGUGUCGGCGCACGUGUGCGUGCAGAAAUGGACUACAGACAUUAUUGGCCGUAGCAGCAGCAGCAGCAGCAGCAGCAGCAGUAGCUGGUGCUUGAAAAUGGAUGCUGCAUCUCAGGACGGGACAGGGAAGAGAGAUGUUGCCGCACUGGUAUCGGUAUCGGUGUGGACGAGCACACUGAGUGCUACUGCUAGCUAGUGCAGGUGGUGCUGGUGGUGGUUGGUCACGUCGUGGGUUAGUCCUUUGCUUUGGUCCUUCGACACAGAGGAGGUGUGAAGUCCAAGCAAAGACUUUUCCUGUGAUGUGUAUGAAAGCCAUCUACUGUGGCGGAGCCUUGUUAGUGAUAGGACCUGCGCGCACCGGUUGCAUGCUGACCAUCAUCAUCAUCGCUAGCAGGUAGUUAGGCUGGCUUAUGUUGGUUCAGCUGUACGUCGGCAGGGUCGGCGCCGUCGUGACAAGUUGAAGGACAACGAACGGAACGGAAAGCGGAAACUUCAUGAAUGCCAUACAUCAUAUUGCACAAACGAAUGCUGCUGACUCUUUGAAAUCUUUUGUAACGGAACAUUCGCAUCGCCCAGUGCUCCCUGCAUUAUCCACUGUACGAUCUGGAUCUAUC
This is a messenger RNA of Volvox carteri f. nagariensis, 1368 nucleotides long. RefSeq lists its product as uncharacterized. Gene Ontology annotation, biological process: protein complex oligomerization; response to hydrogen peroxide; response to heat. Bases 80 to 565 code for a protein of 161 amino acids. NCBI's taxonomy places the organism in Eukaryota, Viridiplantae, Chlorophyta, Chlorophyceae, Chlamydomonadales, Volvocaceae. The record is from RefSeq and is a predicted model, not a curated record. The transcript is spliced from 2 exons.